UCUACCUGUCGACAGGUAAAAGUCACCUUCCUGGGAGUCAGGCCUUGGCCGCUUGGAGCCAGCCCCUGCUCAAGAAAUAAUUAACCUCGGAUUUCUCGCAUUCCUGAGCAGCCAGCGUGGUAUGGAAGGAUGACCCCCGGCGUCCAGGUAAGCGGAGAGCAGACCUCAGAUAUGCAGCUGGCUGCUAGGGUGGCCCUCUCGGCCGCCGCCUUCCUCCUACUGACUUUGGCAUAUAGAUAUUACAAGUCUCGAGUGCCCUGCGGCAGCCAGCAAGGAGCCAGCGGGGAGAGAGGCAAGGGCAGCGAAGGCGCAGAGGGGACGGAGAGCAUGGUCUGCUGUAAGGAGGAAGAACUGCCCCCUGGACUGAGGCACCGGUGGGUCAACAACAAGGGUGAGAAGCCGAACCACAGAGCAGGGGGUAACCCGCCGCUUUGGGCACCUGGGCCUGCAGUCUUUGGGGAAUCUAGAGGGCAAGAUACACCUGCCUGCAGAGAGCCAGAUGGGGAAAGAGAGGUAAAGAAACAGGAGAAGGAGAGGAUGAGUCACCUGGGAAGCGGGCUGCCACCAGACAGAAAAUUCUCAGUGGCAGAAGAGGAGAAGGGAGGGGAGACUUCUGGUGCUGUCCUCAGCAAUGGAAACAGUGCCGCAGUCACAGAGACUGCAAUGGAGUCAGAGGCAGGUUGCCUUCUGGGUUUGCUUUCCCCAGAAGGCGGCUUCUGCAGUUUGAACGGCAGCCACAAGGAUGUCAGCUCUGCAGAAAAUGGACUUUGCCUGGCUGCUCAGGAGAAGGGAUCUGGGCAUGCAGCACUUCACCCUGCAGAUGAGAAUGGUUCCACUUUAGGAGGAGGGAGGAGUGAUCUGUCUGGAGAAGAGGAGAGGCAGCAUUUAGCCCCGACCCAAGAGGAGCAGGAGAGGACCCGUCCGUCGUUCCAUGCCACUUCUGACAUGGGCCUGAAGAUGAACCAUAGCCAUGCUGGGUCACACACCACGUACAUGUUCUCCUCUGUGGCCCAAGUUCAGGUGGAGGAAAGCCUUGUUAAAGAGCGGAGGCUCCAGGAGAACAGUAAUGGGCAACCAGGGGUCCCUGGGACCAGCCUGAAAGGCAAAGUCUAUGACUACUACAUUCAGUCCAUCUCCCAGUCGGUCCUGAAGGAAAUGCCUUCCUGCGCCAGCCUGGGUACCCAACCAUUUUCUCAGCUACCUGUGAUCAACAUCCCUGAUGCCUCUGAGGAGCAGUUGGGUCAGGAAUCAGCCCAGACCUCAGCAGCAGAAAAUGACCCUGAGGAUGUUCCAUCUCCCGGUGCUCUUCCUCAUCUUAUCCAGGAUGAGACAAAGCCCCGGCAACCUGGGAGCCAGGAUGGGGCUGCUGUCCAAGAAAAGAGAUCCAAGAAACCUCCAGGACCUGGAGCCUGCAGCUUCAGUCGAAAAGACAGCCUCCAUCAAAUCAUAGACAACCCAGAGCUUCAGGUGCCUAUGGAAGGGUUUGGCUGUCUGGCUUCAGGGUUGUCAGGACUGGACACACCACCUCUCAGCCCCCUCCGUUCCAGCUCUGUUUCUUCACUGGUCGGGUCCAUGCAGAGUCUCCAAAGCGACACGAGUGAGGAACCCACAGUGGAGCUGGUGGCUGGCGCCAAGUUCUUCCACAUCCCGCUCAGCUCAGAGUCCUCCAUUGACAUCCACCUGGACCUGGGGAACUGCUACGAGGUCUUGUGUACGGCCAAGAAGCAGAAGCUGGAGACGCUCCGGGAAGCGGCCUACAAGGUCAUGAGCGACAACUACCUCCAGGUGCUCAGGACCCACGCAAUCUACAGUCGCCUCAGCGGCAUGGAGAGAGACCUGAUCCUGCAGCGGAGGAUGCAGGGGCGGAAGUACGUGACUGUGGCAGACGUCAGCUCUCAGGGCGAGAGCCAGCAUGCGAGCAGGCUCUGCUACUACGACGACCAAAAGGAUACCUGGCACCUGUUGACUCACGUGCCUCUGGAAGUCGUCUCCAAGGGUUGUGCCAUGUGCAGCAUGUUCAAUUACCUCUUUGUGGCCACUGGCUGUGAAGGACGGGGGAGGCGCCAGAAGCCGUCCAACCGGGUUUUCUGCUACAACCCUUUGACCAACAUCUGGCGCGAGAUCUGCCCGCUGAACCAAGCCAGGCCGCACUGCAAGCUGGUUGCCUUGGACGGCUACCUGUACGCCAUUGGUGGGGAGUGCCUCUACACCGUUGAGCGCUACGACCCACGCCUGGACCGCUGGACCUUCGCCGCCCCGCUGCCCAAUGAUACCUUCGCCGUGGCCCACACUGCCACGGCGUGCGAUGGAGAGAUCUACGUCACGGGGGGCACUCUGCGCUACAUGCUGCUGAGAUACGUCGGGCAGACGGAUACGUGGAAGUUCAGCCUCACCGGUGGAAACAAAGACCGGACAACAGAGAUGGUGACCGUCAAUGGGUUCAUCUACCGCUUUGACCUGAACCGGAGUAUGGGCAUCAGUGUCUACCGCUGCGGCGCCAGGGCCAAGCUUUGGUAUGAGUGUGCCACCCACCUCAUGCCCUUCCCGGCCAGCUUCCAGUGUGCUGUCGUCGAGAACCUGGUCUAUUGCAUCGGCCGGCAGUUCAACAUCCGCUUCCUGGCCGAUUAUGUCUCGCCGCGGUUCGGGACCAAGGAGUUACAAACUUUCCCUUCCCCGAGAGGGACCCUUUCGCCCGUGACUCUCGUGCUGCCGGACAGGGAAGUGGUACAGACGAGGGUUUGAGGACACCGAUGGCAGGAACCAUGAGGAGGUGAAGCUGCUUGAUUCCACAGGCCUUGCCGCUGCGCACACACACACACACACACACACACACCACUAGCCAAUUUCCACAAAUCUGUCAAGGGAGAUGGAGCUACAAUCGGGUUGGCAGGAUCUGUUUAUUUUAAGGCACUUAAAUCCUUGUAAAUUUGCAUGCAAAUUAAACGCAGCCUCUGGGGUCUUGGACGGUCGCCAAUACAGGCCUAGUUAGCGCGAAUGUAGGCAAAUGCCGCGGAGCCGGGGCGCCACUAUCCUGCUGCACACCAUCAUUAUCUGUGAUACAAGGGAGGCUUAACCCUAUGGCUGACUCAACUCCCUUCUCCCCUGCUCUCAGCUCUCAAAGUCAUCUUCUGAUUUUGUUUAUGAAUGUAUAGCAAUCUGGGGCGAGUGAGUGAGUGAGGGGAGAGAGAGAUGCAAGGAUAUAAGGAGAGCCUUGCCGGAUAAGACCAAAGGUUCAUCCCACCCAUAUUGAUGUUUUUCAGGGCGCUGUGCCAAAAGGGUCUUCCGUGCUCUGAUUUUAACCGUCCUCUGUCAAUCAUCAAUUAACCACGUGGCGCAUCAUUGAACUGUGGAACUCGCUCCCACAGGAGGCAGGCAUGACCUCCAACCUGGGUAGCUUUAAAAAAGGGAUUAGACAAAUUCAUGGAAGAGGAGAGGGCUCUUGAUAGUUGCUGGCCAUGAUGGCUUGGCUCUGCCUCCACUGUUCAAGGCAGCAAUGCUUCUGGAUCAUGGAUGCUGGGACCACAGGAGGGGAAGGCGCUGUUCUGCUUGAAUCCUGCCUGCGGGUUUUCCAAAGGCAUCUGGUUGGCCGCAGGAUACUGGACUAGAAUGGCCAUUGGCCUGAUCCAGCAGCCUCAUAAUACAUUACA
Messenger RNA from Podarcis muralis (Common wall lizard), 3647 nucleotides. NCBI's taxonomy places the organism in Eukaryota, Metazoa, Chordata, Lepidosauria, Squamata, Lacertidae. The record is from RefSeq and is a predicted model, not a curated record.